CGCGUGUGUUUGCUCUCUGCGGUUAGAGAGCGAGUUGAACACCUGGUUUCACCUGACAGACAACUUCUCACUUCAACCUGUGGAAAAUAAAAAGCAGUCCAGCAGCUGCUUUUACUCCGAAUUUCGGGUUGUUUCGAUGAUGUGAGCGAAUUAAAAACAGGGAAAUCCACAGAUGUAACCUAAAAUGACUUCUCGCGUCUGCUAACAGUCACAUCUUGGCAGUGAAACGAGUAUCAGCUGAAACAAAAGAAGCAUUUAACUGAAAAGGCUCAAGAAUGUCCGGGCCAGGUGGUUUGAUUACAGAUAAAGUGGAAGAGGUGGCACCUCCUGGUCCCACUGCUGAGCCACAAGUCGGUAAGAUUGCAGAGGAGCGAGGCGAGGAGUUAAAGGAAGAAGAGGAGGAAGUGGCCACCUCUGCUCAUCUGGAGCCGAGCACUCUGCCGUGGCCAGAGGACAAAAACAACACGCCUCUGCUGGACCAGGACGACGGCGUCUGGUCCGAUAAAGCAGCUUCAGAGCCCGAAGAGAGAGACACGGGGAUCAGCGGAGGCAGCCAGGAUCUGUCGGAGGAGCAGAGUCAGCCGGAGAGCGACAAAAAAAACAAAACCAAAUGGAGGGAGAGCAUGCCAGAGGGCGAGAGGUGGAGGGACGACGAGAUCGAGGUGCAGCGGGGCGAUAAAGGAGAUGGAUCGCUUGCAGAUGAUGAAGAGGAGGAAGAAGAAGAGGAGGAAGAUGAGUCAAAGUGGGUCUCAGAAAAAGCCUCUCUGGGCAUCACUCCACACGUCACGAUUGUGUGUCCGUCCCGUAACGAGGCUCCGGCGGAGAGCAGACACGUCAUAGAGAAGGAGGAGGAGAUGGAGCCUCAGAUGGAGCCUGAAUCAGCUGUGCAGUAUUACCCCGAGUGGACGGAGCAGGACGACAAGUUCUAUCUGUGUGAACAUCUGUGCAGUGAGAAACUGAGGCUGGUGUUAGCGACGUUAGCUGCAGCGCUGCUCUUCCCUCUCCUGGUGUGGGGAGGUUACGCCCUCCUUCCCUUCGAUUCACCGCUGCUUCAGAGCGCCCCCAUCAGGGUGGUGUACACGCUGCGCUGCUCCUUCUUCGCCAUCAUCCCCAUCCUGCUCGGUGUGGUGGUUCAGGGAGUCGCCCGGCUGCGAUUCAGCGUCCUGAAGCCGCUCUAUGAGAACAAACUGGUGAACAGAGACGUGGCGGUGCACUGGCACUACGUCAACGAGUCGCUCACGCUCUUCCUCUUCUUCUUCCUGCAACUGGCUGUGAUGGCGACGUACAUCGACCAGGACCUCGUCAAACUGGUGCCGCUGCUCACCAUCGUGUUUGUGUUUGGCAGGCUCAUUUACUGGCUCUGCCUCACUCUGGACAGCAGCAUCCGGGGCCUCGGCUUCGGCUUCUCCUUCUUCCCCAUCCUGCUCAUGCUGGGUGUCAACCUCUACUACGUCUGCUCGUCGGUCGGUCAGGGGUCGCUUUUCGACGUCGCGUCGCCAACGACGGAUCCUCCGCUCAAACAGCGCUGGUGGGGCUGAAAAACGAGCCUGAAAGUCGGUGAGGAGCUGAGAGACUAAACUACUGAAACACCUCUAUCACCGCUCACACAGACAGCUCCGUUUGUUCUUUAGACGUCCUUUAAAGUUGUAAUCCUCAAGAGUUGAUUCAGCGACACCUGUGGUUACCAUGGCAAUAGAAAAUGUGGUUUCUUACUCCAGCGAACACUCCUUGACUUUGAGAGCUGCAGCCAGUGAGUCUGUUUACAGAGCAGCAAAACCAGCUCAGGGUUUGAACUUCAGUCAAAAACACAGAAUCUGCAAAUUCUGAACAUUUUGUUUACACAUUUUUGCCAACCGAAGUGACAAAUUUGUUGCGUUUCAUGUGGCUGCAGCAGGAUGUAAGUUUUACAUUCGGAGGAACUAAAUCCAGAAUAUCAGAUCACCGAUUAAAAAACAGGAAAAUUCAGAGUGUGAAUGUAUCUAAUGGUGACCAUCAAAAGUGAGGUCUGAUUUCAUUCAAAUCUUAAGGAUUAUAACUUCUACUAUUCAUUAUGUUCUUCAUUCACAGCUAAAUCAGCUCCAUAAACAGGCUGUGGGUGAAUUUAAAGCUUGAAUCUUAAACUACGUACAAAGAAAUGCAGAAAUAUUCUUCUCAUGCCAGUUUAAGAUAAAAAUGUCUACAAGUUUACGUGCUCUGAUUGUAAAUGAAACGUGUAACGAUGUGUGCUGACGAUCGUCUCUUCUCGCAGCUUGUUUACUAAUUUUGUAUUCACAUUUAUCCUCCAUUAGACGCUUUUUAACGGCCUUUAACUUGUUUCUGUUUUGAGCUGAUGACGUCAGUUUUAAGGCCAAAAGGUUUCCAUUUGAGCUCAUCCAGUGUUUGGAUGUGAUGCAGCAGAUAAAGAGAAAUAUAAAACCUAAACACAGUCAGAUAUAAACACAGAUUGAAAACAAACUGCUCAUAUUUAAGAGUAAUAUUAGAUUUUUUUUAUGAGGCUGAAUUAUGAGCAUCGAGUUUAUGAAUUCUAUGAUUUUUUUUUAUUAUUUUGUAGACGCAGUGUGUCUGUGGUAAUCUUUAAACUUCAUAUUUAUAACUGUUAAAUGCACCUUUUGUUUUACUGAUCAAAGGCUUUUCUGCUUUUCUAUUUUCAGAUAGUCACUCUUCUUUCUGUUGAAGGAUUUUUUUUCAGUAUUUAAAAGUAAAAAUGAUUCAUAUUUGGGACCUUGAAUGAGCUCAAUAAAACUUCACCAUGAACUAGAA
This is a messenger RNA of Acanthochromis polyacanthus (spiny chromis), 2760 nucleotides long. Its product is annotated as transmembrane protein 79-like. The coding region runs from base 276 to 1538 and encodes 420 amino acids. The transcript has 5 exons. Lineage: Eukaryota; Metazoa; Chordata; Actinopteri; Pomacentridae. The record is from RefSeq and is a predicted model, not a curated record. Gene Ontology annotation, biological process: regulated exocytosis. Gene Ontology annotation, cellular component: trans-Golgi network membrane; lysosomal membrane.